AUGUUGUCACCAAUUCCGAAAUUUGAGCUACUAUGUGCUGCUAUGUUAGGCUUCGCACAACUCUGCAUGAAUACUGCAUUUGAUGCAGAAGCCUUCAUUUUGGAGUCUGUUAUUCACUCUGUUCAUGAGAGGGAACCUGAUAGAAUUGACCCCUAUGCGGGGUAUUAUGGCCAAGCAGUAAUUUACGGUUCAUUUCUGACCACUUCUCUGUUUACCCCGUCAUUGUUGAACAUUUGGACUCCGAAAAUUCUCCUCGUAAUAUCAUCAUUUUGUUUCGCCGCAUUUCCAUUCGGAUUUUUGUUCAUCAACUCUUACUAUCACUAUUUUUCAACGGUGGUUUUGGGAGUUGGAAAGGCCUUCUUCAACCUUGGAUGUACAACCUACCUGACAUCCCACUCGACAAGAAGAUCCAUCGAGUCGAAUGUUUCUUUACAAUGGGCAAUUGGGUGUGGUAGCCUGAUACUGGGAGCCAUGAUUUUGGGCGGAAUGACCUGGAUUAGUGAAGAUAGAGGCUUUGAAAAUUUGAAAAACUCAACGGAUAUAGUGGAACAUUCUGGUGGAAGAGUGUUCGAUGACUUUGAAAUUCGUCUCCUCUCCCUUGUCCUCAUCGCCGUGUCAAUUUUAGCAGUGAUUAUUGUGUGCCUACUUCCAUCGGAAGAUGUCGAAAAUUGCAUAGAAAGUUCUAAAAAGGAUGGGAGCGUCAUCAAAACUCUCAAACUAACCUGCUCGACUCUCAUCUCUCCAAAAAUCCUUCAAAUCGUCCCUCUUUGCUUACUAUGCGGCUUCAACGCCUCUUGCUUCAUGUCCAUCAUUCCAACUUCUAUGCACUUCAAUCAAAAUAACUUCAGAAUGACCUACAUUCCAGCGGUAUAUGGCCUUGGUGCAGGGGUUGGCGAGGUUUUGAUGGGAAUGAUUGUUUCCGAGUUGAGCAAAAGAAUUCAAGGAUUUGGAUUGAAGCCGACUAUGGUGAUAGGAUCGGUAAUACUGACGGUUUAUUGUGCUCUGCUCCAUGCUUCAACUCCAAUGGAGGCACCUAUGAGACCAACGUCGGGGGAACCCAUUUGGUUCUAUCAGUCAUAUCCUCUGAUCUUCCUCAUUGCAUUCCUCGCCGGCACCAGUGAUUGUUGCUUCAAUGGAGUCCGAUCAGUGAUCUGCGCCCUGGUGAUGCCCUCCCGACGCGCCCAGUCAUUCUCCGUCUCGAGAAUGUACCAGGCGGCUGCAUGCGUCAUUAUCUUCUUCUUCAGCCCAACUAUUCCACUUUACAUUUACACAUUUGGUCUACCUAUUUUGGCAGUUUGCUCCACAAUCGUGUUUUUCAAAGUGGUAAACUCAACGAAUAAAAUGGAACGGAAAAUGACGACGGAGACGUGGUUGGAGCAGGAACGGAAUAGCUCGGAGAGAGAAAUUAAAGAAAAAUGUUGAUUUUAGCUGAAUAAAAUUUGAACUCCUGUAUCAUAUCAGAAGAUUUUAAUUUCCCGCAAAAAAAUUCCUCAGAGAAGUUGUUUUUUUUUCGCCAAUUUUUUAUCUCAAAAAAAUUAGUAUUUUCAGUCAAAAGUUUUCUCCCAGAAAAAUUUAACCUCCCACCAAAAUAUUUACACAAAACAUUUGAAUUUUCCAACAAAGUUUGAAUUUCCCACAAAAAUUCAUUUAUUAAAAAUUUAUUGUCCCAGUAAGAUUUUUUUCUCAGGAAAUGUGAAUUCCCUGCCAAAAGUUUUCACAGAAAAUUUAUUGUCGUUUCAACUAGCCUACCAGAAUUAUCAAAAUUUUGCGAAUAGAUAUUCCAACUUUAAUUAAUAUAGAAAACAUUUCCUGCUCAAAUUAAUUUCCCUGAUCGUUGUUUGUCAAAUUUGAACCUCCUUUUUAUGUAAACAAAAACAUAAGUAAACAUCCCUCUGUAAACACUUAAACUUAUUG
Messenger RNA from Caenorhabditis elegans, 1914 nucleotides. Its product is annotated as MFS domain-containing protein. Gene Ontology annotation, cellular component: membrane. The transcript has 7 exons. The record is from RefSeq and is marked reviewed. Bases 1 to 1422 code for a protein of 473 amino acids. NCBI's taxonomy places the organism in Eukaryota, Metazoa, Nematoda, Chromadorea, Rhabditida, Rhabditidae.